GCUUCAGAAGCGUGGGCAGAGUGUGCACGGCAGGCAUGGGAACAUGAAUUAGAGACAGUUGAGAAAUGGAAGGAUGAGAUCAAUACUUCGCUUGUUUUUGCCGGCCUUUUUUCAUCAGCAUUGACUGCCUUCAAUGUGCAGUACUAUGUAUCUCUCCAGCCACAGGCGCCGGAUGCUACUACGCAGCUUCUAGCUAUGAUGUCGGAGCAGCUACGCAUUCUAGCAGCAGCGCAUGGACACACAGCUACAUCGCUUCCCAUUCCUGCUCCGACGCUCGACCUCACGCAGUCAAACAUAGGGGUAGCGGCCUCGGCUAUAUCCAUCAACGUACUCUGGUUCUCGGCCCUCGUCUUCAGUCUGAGUGCAGCUUCCAUCGCGCUAUAUGUGAAUCAGUGGCUUCAUCAUCAUAUCAAUCGCGCCGCAACGUUGUCUCGCCAGAGUUCUCGCAUAUGGUACUUUCGGCGCCAAGGACUUGUCGAGUGGUGGGUUCCCGAAAUCAUCGGAAUCCUUCCGGUACUUCUUCAGAUCUCCCUGGCGCUCUUCCUCGUCGGUCUUGUCGAGCUGUUAUGGACACUCAAUACCAUCGUCGCCGGGAUAGUGACGCCUUUGGUUGCCGUUUUGUUGAUUGUUUCCAUGGGCACAGUGUUCAUCCCCGCGUUCGCACCCAAUUGCCCGUACAAGACGCCGCAGGCAUGGUGGUUUUUCCUCGUCCUUCGAUGGUUCAAAACCCUUCUUCAUCCUUUUGCCACUCGACUUCGCCAUCGAUGCAGCGAGAUCCGCCUGCAUCAUCGAGGCAUUCGAAAACGGGUCGCAGGACCAGCAUGGGAUUUCCUCUCCGUUUGGUGCAAUGCGUUGGAGAACGCAUGGAAGUUUGUAGACUGGCGAGAUGUUGAUAGCUACACUGUACGCUCUCGCGUUGAAAACCCCGACGAGAAGCUAGCCAUGCUGGUCGAGGCGGACGCGGUCAUCAUGGACGAGUCUUUCCUCGAGCACGUUGUUCGGCCUUGUCUGCAGAGCACAGACCUCAAGGCAGCUAUUCCCGCUUUCUACAGCAUUUUGCAACGCAGAGCACAUUGGUCGGACAACUCCACGAGUCCCCCUUCCCUCGUGUGGUACUCCACCGAGGAAGACACUCAACCUCUAAUGAUCAUGGGGCACAUCACCCUCGAUAUGUUCACCAGGCUUGCACCAUGGAACUCGCACUACUCAUGCGUGUUACAGAUUCUCGACAGUCUCUUGUAUGCCAUGCCACGGGCACAGGCGGCGGUAUCA
Messenger RNA from Postia placenta MAD-698-R-SB12, 1272 nucleotides. RefSeq lists its product as hypothetical. The record is from RefSeq and is a predicted model, not a curated record. The annotation marks the transcript as partial. The transcript has 2 exons. NCBI's taxonomy places the organism in Eukaryota, Fungi, Basidiomycota, Agaricomycetes, Polyporales, Adustoporiaceae.